AUGGAUUCAGUCAAUUCCCUAAGUAUUGAUGUCCAUCACCAUUCCUUUCCCCCUGCUUACAUCAAGUACCUCGAAGCCGCAAGUCAAAGGCCAGGCGGUUGGGUCACUGAGGAAUGGACCGCCCAGACCGCCUGCGACUACUGCCACAGCAAAGGCAUCGGUGUGGCCAUCUUAUCCUGCAUUCCAGGUGGGCCGCAUAGCAACGAGGAUCUACCACGGGCCAGUGAAUUCACCCGAGAGUGUAACGAAUACAACGCCCAGCUUGUGCAGAAUUCACCCAGUGGCUCUUUCGGCUUUUUCGCACAUGUCACGAAUUUAUGCGAGAUAGACUUGACACUCAAGGAGAUCGAGUAUGCCUUUCAGCAGCUAGACGCUGACGGCAUCACUCUGGCGACAAGCUAUCACAAGGACGGCCGUCUACACUACCUCGGAGACCCCCUUUUCACACCAAUAUGGGAUGACCUGAGUGCUCGCAAGGCUGUUGUCUUUGUGCACCCCGUACCAUCCGCCAACAUGGCGGCCAUCAAUGAAGCUCUUCCCGCGCCGGCUUUCGAGUUCCCUCAUGAGACUGGUCGAACGGCCAUUGAUUUGAUCACCAACCCGAGUAACAUGCUGAAAGGCCACGCGGCCGGCUGCAAGAUCAUCCUCAGCCAUGCUGGCGGUGACCUUCCCUACUUGAUAGAUCGAGUUGCCGGAUUGAUGAGCCUGGGUCCCCCUUCCUUGAGGCUCAAGAAAUCAUCGGAGGAGAUUUUGGCCGAAGCGCGUCGCUUCUACUACGAAACUGCGUUGAGCAGCAGUCCAAUGCAGCUCAAUGCCCUUAGCGCGCUGCUUGGGUCCAGCUCGGCUCACAUACUCUUUGGUACUGACUUUCCACCAGCGGGUGUGGACGCCAUUGACUAUUUCUCAAGACAACUGCAUGAAAGCCGGGUUGUCAGCGUCCAGGAUAUGAGGAGGAAUACCUUGCAGCUGUUUCCACGUUUCCGGGGACAGGUACAAAAGUAG
Exophiala aquamarina CBS 119918 is the source of this 1002-nucleotide messenger RNA. RefSeq lists its product as uncharacterized. Gene Ontology annotation, cellular component: cytosol; cytoplasm. The record is from RefSeq and is a predicted model, not a curated record. The transcript has a single exon. NCBI's taxonomy places the organism in Eukaryota, Fungi, Ascomycota, Eurotiomycetes, Chaetothyriales, Herpotrichiellaceae. Gene Ontology annotation, molecular function: carboxy-lyase activity. The coding region runs from base 1 to 1002 and encodes 333 amino acids. Gene Ontology annotation, biological process: secondary metabolic process.